This is a messenger RNA of Naegleria gruberi, 471 nucleotides long. RefSeq lists its product as uncharacterized. The transcript has a single exon. The coding region runs from base 1 to 471 and encodes 156 amino acids. NCBI's taxonomy places the organism in Eukaryota, Heterolobosea, Eutetramitea, Acrasida, Naegleriidae. The record is from RefSeq and is a predicted model, not a curated record.
AUGCAACAACAUCAAACAACAUCCCCUGCAGCAGACAAUGACUUUGUGAUAAGCCCAUGCCUCUCAUCACAAGGAGAAGAAACAACACCCAUCCUCCACAAUAUCGAUCCGGCCUCAGUAUUUGAUUCGCCUCCAUCUGCUGCCUCCACAAUCGAAGCACAACAUCAACAAUAUGUAAUGAUGAUGCAACAACAAAUGAUGAUGAAUAAUAAUAACAAUGAACAACAACAACAACAACAGGUGGCUAGAGAAGAAGUAGACCAUCAACAAGAAUAUCAAGAAUAUGUCUCCACACCAAUGCCUUCCUCCCUUCAUCAUCCCUUAUCUGAUAAUAUAUUCGAUGCUGUUUCUGAUUCGAGUAAUUAUCAUCAUCAGCAACCACAACAACCACAACAACAACAACAACUAUCAAAUGAUGAUGCAACCACAACAACUUGCCUUUCAACACAAUUCGGUGGGAGAUGGGUUUAA